Molecule: messenger RNA, 831 nt
Organism: Adineta steineri
Lineage: Eukaryota; Metazoa; Rotifera; Eurotatoria; Adinetida; Adinetidae
Source: the annotation of a GenBank genome assembly
AUGGAUUCAUUUGCAGCUGGUGCCAUAGCUGGUGUUACUGAAGUUCUCACAAUGUAUCCACUUGAUGUCAUAAAAACAAGAUCUCAGUUAUCUACUGGCAAGAACAUGGGAAUAAUUGCUUCCUUCAACAAUAUUGUGCAGCACGAAGGAGUGGGCCGUCUCUAUCGUGGUAUUAUUCCACCAAUCUUGAUGGAAGCACCAAAGAGAGCAACAAAAUUUGCAGCAAAUGACAUGUGGGGUCAAUUCUAUCGAAAACUAUUCGAUGUCGAGAAGACAAAUCAAAGUCUAAGUAUAUUAACUGGAGCUAGUGCAGGAGCUAUGGAAUCAUUUGUUAUCGUACCAUUUGAAUUGGUUAAGAUUCGAUUACAAGAUAAGAAAAGUGCUCAUCUCUAUCUAGGGACUAUGGAUUGUGUGAAGAAGAUUGUUAAACAAGAAGGAGCUUUAGCUUUGUAUAAUGGUUUAGAAGCUACUAUGAUGAGAAAUAUUACUUGGAAUGCAGGUUAUUUCGGUGUUAUCUUCCGAGUCAAAGCUCACCUACCAGAAAAACCUGAGAUACUUAAUAAUUUCAUUGCUGGAGCCAUUGGAGGCUGUGUAGGAACUGUAUUGAACACUCCAUUUGAUGUUGUCAAAAGUCGAAUUCAAAACUCUUCUCGAACUUCAUCAUCGUCAUCGAAAUAUAACUGGUCUAUUCCGUCUCUAUUUAUUGUCGCUAGAGAAGAAGGAUUUUGGGCACUCUAUAAAGGUUUUGUACCAAAAGUUCUUCGUCUUGGACCAGGUGGUGGUAUUUUAUUGGUAGUCUAUAAUGUUUUAAUGGAGUUUUUUCGAAAAUAA